Molecule: messenger RNA, 414 nt
Organism: Ascochyta rabiei
Lineage: Eukaryota; Fungi; Ascomycota; Dothideomycetes; Pleosporales; Didymellaceae
Exons: 1
Coding region: 1-414 (137 amino acids)
Biological process (GO): cell wall mannoprotein biosynthetic process; protein N-linked glycosylation
Cellular component (GO): membrane; Golgi apparatus
Molecular function (GO): alpha-1,2-mannosyltransferase activity
Source: RefSeq, a predicted model, not a curated record
AUGGACUUCUUUUGCUCGUCACAGUACCGGGAUAUGUUCUGCUUCCUGGACGAAGAUGGCGGUUUCUAUUACGAGCGAUGGGGUAAUGCGCCAGUACAUAGCCUGGCGGCUGUGAUGCUAUUAAAGCCUGAACAAGUGCAUCAUUUCUCAAACUUCUGGUACCGACACUCAGACUUCCAGUACUGUACGUAUGCGCCAACAGAUGAGGAGAAAAGAAAAGGCACCUUUGUUUCGAGCGCGAGUGAAGUGUGGAACGAAGGAAUAUUACCUAGAGAAGAGCUGGGAUGCAAGUGCGUUUGCGACCCUGGGAUCAAACAAAUUGACGAGACCUGCUUCAACCGGAUCAAAAGAACAGUCAUGUUAUCAGCUUUCAGAAAUUCAACGAACUUUAAAUGCUUUCACCAAAUCCAAUAG